This is a messenger RNA of Lachancea fermentati, 516 nucleotides long. The record is from the annotation of a GenBank genome assembly. NCBI's taxonomy places the organism in Eukaryota, Fungi, Ascomycota, Saccharomycetes, Saccharomycetales, Saccharomycetaceae.
AUGUCAGACAGCAACGUGAAACAGGUCAAGAAGGACGCCAAGAGCGCCGCAGAGUCCGCGCAUGUGGAACUGUCCGAAGGAACCAAGAAGGCGUCACAAAAGCUCCGGGAGGAGGCACAAGAACUGGCCGAGGAGGCCGAGGAGCUCAGCAAUAGCGGCGGCAGCGGCUGCGCCGACGCUUUGCACCGGAUCCACCGUGCGGUGGCUUCCCUUUUGGGCGCAGCCGCCGCGCGCGUCUCGGCGGCCGGGUCCACGGUAGCGUCUUCCACGACGCGCGCGGGCAGCCGCGCUCUCGUGGAGCUUCAGAACCCUGUGGUGGUGGCGAACGUGGCGCUGGGCGCGGGAUUGGCCGCCUCGCUGUUGCGCGGCUACGCCAAGUACCACGCGCGCUACCUCAAGGGGAAGUCGGACGGCGCCAUCAUUGCGACCGUGGCGGGCGCGGGCGCGUUCCUGGCGCUGGACGUGGUCCUGUGCUCCAAGUAUUACUCCAAAUUCGACAAAAAGAAGCGCUUGUAG